This is a messenger RNA of Macrobrachium nipponense, 3666 nucleotides long. RefSeq names its product endochitinase-like. The coding region runs from base 122 to 1930 and encodes 602 amino acids. Gene Ontology annotation, biological process: carbohydrate metabolic process; chitin catabolic process. Gene Ontology annotation, cellular component: extracellular region. Gene Ontology annotation, molecular function: chitinase activity; chitin binding. The transcript has 13 exons. The record is from RefSeq and is a predicted model, not a curated record. NCBI's taxonomy places the organism in Eukaryota, Metazoa, Arthropoda, Malacostraca, Decapoda, Palaemonidae.
AAUUAUUACCUUUUAUAUCGGAUCGGAGUAAGUAUACCACUCAGUACCCGUUUGUUAGUGUCAUUAAAGCAUCUGGCAAAUUUCAGAUAUCACCAACACGCCUCAGAGACUGAAUGGAGUGAUGAAACUACGGCGGACGAUAACAAUUCUUCUGGGACUAAUCCUUUCCUCUUGUCUAGCAGAGACCACCAUCACUGAAGCGCCUUUGAAUUUUACACCAUCCAGUGAUGAAUAUGAGAUUUCAAGGACAGAGAAACCAGGCAGGCGUGUCUGCUAUUAUGAAAGCUGGGGAAUAUACAGACCUGGUGAAGGGGCCUAUGAUGUCAGUGAUAUCCCAGGAGACCUAUGUACUCAUCUGAUUUACUCGUUUUGCGGUGUAUCAAAUGUCACCUGGGAGGUUCUUAUACUAGAUCCUUGGGCAGAUAUUGAAAAAAAGGGAUUUGAGCACUUUGUCGAACUGAAAGAUAAGUUUCCAACCUUAAAGACCACCAUUGCUGUCGGAGGAUGGGGUGAGGGGGGCAAAAAGUACUCGCAGCUGGUCAGCAUACCGGAACGUCGGCAGGUUUUUAUUAGCAGCGUUAUAUCACUUUUGUCUACAUACGGAUUUGAUGGUUUCGAUCUUGACUGGGAGUACCCUGGGGCGUACGACAGAGGAGGCACUUACUCUGACAAAGAUAACUUUCUAAAACUAGUGACAGAACUCAGAGCUGCCUUUGAUGCCGAGGGAAAGGGAUGGGAACUCACAGCUGCAGUGCCCGUGGCCAGAUUUCGGCUUCAGGAUGGUUACCACGUGCCAGAACUUUGCAAGUUGCUCGAUGCUAUUCAUCUGAUGACGUACGACCUCCGAGGUAACUGGUGUGGCUUUGCAGAUGUUCACUCCAUGUUAUUCAAGAGACCAGAACUUGACCAGUGGUCAUAUGAAAAGCUGAAUGUGAAUGACGGAGCUCUUUUGUGGGAAGAAUUUGGAUGUCCUCGUAACAAAUUGGUAGUUGGGAUACCAUUUUAUGGACGCUCAUACACUCUGGGAUCACCCCAAAACCAUGGCCUCCACGCUGGGAUUAAGCAAUGGCUCGGUGGUGGAAAUCCUGGUCCUUACACCAAUGCCACGGGAGUUUUGGCAUACUUUGAGAUAUGCAAGAUGAUGCUUGAAGACUCAGACUGGGUUUAUGACUAUGAUGAUAAAGGACUGGUGCCUUACACUUACAAGGGUGACCAGUGGGUAGGCUAUGAAGAUCCUGAGAGUCUCAAGAUCAAAAUGGAUUACAUUAAGGAGAUGGGUUUUCUUGGAGCCAUGACAUGGGCCAUUGAUCAAGAUGAUUGGCACGGAUGGUGUAAAUCAGGACCAAAUCCCAUGAUGAGGGUCAUCUACGAAAGUCUCAAAAACUAUACUGUGCCAGACAUCGCCCCAACUAUUUCACCUACAACGAUGACAACUACUACAGAACCAUCCCCAGGACCAAAUACCACUGUCGAUCCUUUUGCUCCAACAACGACAGUUGGUCCUAUUGACUGCACGUUGCAAGAAUUUUGGCCGAAUGAAGACUGUGACAAGGUUAUGCAGGUUGGCCACUCUGACAGUAUAUACCGUGAAGGGAAGGAAUCCAGAGAAAUAUUUGGAAAGCCAAUCACCAGAAGAGAAGAAGAGGCAAACCACAUUGACAGUCAGGUAAAUUACAUGCAAGAGAUGGAUUAUGUCUCAGGUGGGUCAUAUGAUUUUGUCUGGGCUCAAAGUUCUUUGCCAGAGGAAGAAACACCAAUGCCACCAAUUGAGAUCUCUCACACAAAAACAGAUUUUUCUAAAAUGAGGGAUGCUUUAAGGAGGAAGAAAAAAUCAGAAAAGAAUAUGCCUAGAAAAAUGCAGAACCGUAAGCUAAAAAAAUACAACGUAGCCAAGGAGAGAAAAAUGAAUGAAAACAGCAUAGUAUUAUAGGAAAAUUGAUAGACUAUUCAUCAGUUUCAUGUGUACUUUGUGUGGAAUGUUAGUGAAGCCUCUGCUGGAUUAUGAAUUGUGUCAAGUCUUUACUUAUAUAUUCUCGAUUGUCGUAACUAAAGAAGAAUUGGUCAAUCUCAUCAACAAAAAAAUAAGGGGAGUUAUAUACUUUAGGUGAAGCUGUUAUUAAUGAUAAAUUGUAAGGAGUUUAGACAGCAACUCCGUGUAUUAAGUAUCCAUCAUUAAUGAAUUUUAUUAAAGUUAAGAUAUGAAGAAUGAACUAAUGAAAAAGUUUGAAGUUUAAACAACCGGUAUGUUAAAGUUUGUGUACUUUAUCAUCAUAUUAGCCCAUGUAAACUUUAUUGUGGUCAUUGGGUUUAGAUACUCUAACGAAUUUGAUUUGUUGCCCUGUUGUCAUCUCAUGAACAGUUUGCAUUAAAACUCAAUCUUGUAUAUGAGUAAAUAAAUUGGAAUAGGAGUUGUUGAACAGUUUCAAAGGUAGUUAGAUACUAUCAAAGUACAUUUUUUAUGUCUUCUUAGUGAGUGAGCAUGUUUGCACAGUUUGUGAUGUGCUCUUUAAGGAUAAAUUUACAGAUCUACUGUGAGUGCAUAUUAGCUGUUUUAAGGAAGUUAAUGAAACAUGAAGAUAUUUUUGGUGGUCAAACUGAGCCAAAAUAAAAAAAAAAUUAGAGGACAAAGGGACUGUGAUGAGUAGUUGCAACUGAAAGCAUAUGAAGAAUACAGGAGGACUAACUUCCCUUAUAAAGAGUAAAAGAUUAAGAAACCGUUCACAAAUGGACAGUGUCCCAGAACUCGGUAAAACUCUGGGAGGUAUAUCGAGUUAUUUCUGUUAUAACAUAACCUCUUUCAUUCUCAGAAAGUUCCUGUGAAAAACUUCUUGAAAAGCAGUAAAAUUCGCAAAAAAUAUAGUCUUGUUUGUUUCCCAAGAGAAAAUGUUUGUUGUAAUGAUAUGGGAUGAAAUUAUAGAAUGAUUCUGAGAUGUUAUGCAAAAAGGGUGGUAAUUUUGAGCAGACCUUUGUAAGAUUAGAUAUUAAAUAAUGCCCUACAUCCUUUUUUCAGAAACUGUAGUUUUAUAUGUAGAAUGGCUAAAGAGAAAGCAAAGCUGAUUGACAAAGAUGCUAAUUUUGCUGCGCAACCUUCUUGUGUGAAGUCCUCCUAUCCAUAUGUAUAGAAACUGUCCAAAUAUUUCCAUAUAAAUGUGUACAAUAUUAACAAUAACAAUACGUAUGUACUGAUAUUUUAUUAUUGAGAGAAGAUUUUUUUAUAAUCAAUGUGAAUUUAUCUACACCAACAUUUACCACCAAAGAGGUACUUUGGAUAAAAAGAAUGUUUAGUAAUACUCAACUGUAUCAAUUACUUCCUGUAAACCAUCCACACUUGAAGUCAAAAUGCAGCACAAAUGACCUGUAUUAUAUGUACAGUUUAUUUUUUAAAGUUACGCAAAUAAUGGUCAUGGUCUCAUUUGAAGGUAUGUUAGACACUAUACUCCCUGAGGUAGACUUAUCGAAUUACAUGGCCUUACUAAUAAAUCCCAAAUUGUCUAUUUUACCUUUUUUUUUUAAUAAAAAAAAAACAUUCAUGCAGUGACUAAUGAGCAUGUGACAGGCCCUUGUUUUUUUUUUAUACUGGAACAGUGGUUAUCAUUACGUUGGUUUGUAUGUUUUGUAUAUACUUCCAUGUAACCAUGAAUGCUUGAGUAAAUCAAUAUUACAUAA